CCAGGGACUGGUGGACCGAUAAUGAAAACACAAUGCUUUCCUUGAACAGGUCAGAAAGUUGGUGUUGGGAAAAUGGGAAGUGGGAGCAGUACCCCAGUGACAGAGGAGAACAAACCAGAGCUCCUUGGUAAAGCUUGGAGGGAUGUUGUGUGGGACCACAGCACACGAACUGAUCUCAAGCAAUACCUGCAAGAUUACAAGCCCAACAUUGAUUCAGUGCCUCAGGCUCGGAUUCUUCUAAUUGGUCAGAUUACAGCUGGAAAAUCAAGCUUCUUCAACUCCAUCAACUCUAUCUUCCGUGGCAACAUUACAAGCCAAGCUGCAGUAGGAGAAAUGAAAACCAGCCUGACCUUGAAGUAUCGCACUUACCAGGUAAAAGCGGGCCGAAGCGGACAGCCUCUGGGAUUCCUACUGUGUGACACCAUGGGAUUGGAAGCAAGGGAGGAUGGAGGGGUGAGAACUGAAGAUAUUGAGAGCAUCCUGAAGGGCCACGUUCCAGACAAGUACCAGUUCAACCCUGUGCGGCCAAUGAAAGCUGAUAACUCUCAGGCAUGGAGCACAUUGGCUCUUAAGGACAGGAUCCACUGUGUGGUGUAUGUGAUAGACGCCUCCACAAUUGGAAUUGUGGACCAAGGAAUGAAGAAUAAAAUUGAUGAAAUCAGAAAGAGAACUAACUCGGCAGAGGUCCCUCUAUUGGUGCUACUGACUCAUGUGGACAAAGCGUGCCCACAUGUGGAAAAGGACUUGAAGAAGGUGUAUCACAGCUGCUACAUAAAGGAUAUGAUCUACAGAGCUAGCGAGUGUCUGGGCAUCCUACCAUCAAAUGUGAUUCCAGUGAAGAAUUACUUUGAUGAGAGUGAGCUGAGUGACACCUGUGACAUCCUGCUCCUCAAGGCCAUGAAGCAGAUGCUGGACUUUGCUGACAAUUACUUUGACAGCUGGGAGGACGACACAGAGUAGAUGAAUUGAUCAUAUUGAGGGGUUGUGCCAUUGCCUUUCUCUGUCCAUGUCCUUGUGGUCUACACCACACCUUUGUUUCCUGUAAACCUGCAUUAGGCUCUUUCUGUACCUUUCCGACACAGAAACCUUUUCAUAACAUGGAUUUAUAAUUGUCUUCUCACUCGAGUAUGAAUGAUGCUUAGAUAUAUUCUAUACAAUAUAAAUUCGAUAUAUCCUUUAUAUAUGUGUAUCCCCAAAGAAAUCUCCUCAAUUAUAGAAGUACAUAUGGACUUGAUGUUUUUCCUAGACAGCCCAAUCUUACAAGAGAAAAAAAAUAGUUGAUUUUCACAGCAUUUUCUUCCCAGCCAAUGCCUUCUCUAGUUAAACCAUAGAGGCUAUACCAUCUCGCGUAGUCACUGGCUAACAUACAAUAGCCAUUUCUGUGGUUUUUUUUCUCUUGCCCUAUUCAUCACAAUCGUGGUGAAUUAAAAAAAAUCUGUUAAGUCAAAAACAGUACUGUGUCAUGCUAUGCAAAUAUACAUCCAGCACCAUUGAUCUACAGGGGAGUGGGCGGUACCAGGAACUACACCGAAAAGGGUAUCACAACAGUCCUAACACCUUUCCGCAUAUGCUAAUCAUCCAAGGGCAGCACUGGCAAUUAAAUA
This is a messenger RNA of Brienomyrus brachyistius, 1604 nucleotides long. Its product is annotated as interferon-induced protein 44-like. The coding region runs from base 73 to 960 and encodes 295 amino acids. Lineage: Eukaryota; Metazoa; Chordata; Actinopteri; Osteoglossiformes; Mormyridae. Gene Ontology annotation, molecular function: GTP binding. The record is from RefSeq and is a predicted model, not a curated record. The transcript has 6 exons.